GUGCCUCUUUUUUCUGUCCGUGUCUAUCGGUUGUGUAUUUGCUGUCUUGCUCUUGCUUGCAGGCCAAACAGUGACAAAAAUUCGGUCAUAAAAGGACGCUCGAAGGCUUCAGAAGAAUCCACUACCAACUUCGAAGUUGAACAAGCAUCACAAUUCACAACCCCCCCAAUUCCUUUCUAUUUAAGGCCAUUUUAGACAGUACAAACAUUCUACUAACUCUCUCACCCCAAGUAAAUCCCACUCUUUUAUUUUUUCUUUCUUUCACAUCCCCAAACACCCUAUACCUGCGUGUGUUUAAAAAAAAGUCCAAAUCCAUGUGCCGGUUACCUUCAUCUCCAACUACCAGUGGAAGCAAUUCAGACCAACCAAUCCUAAUUCCCUCAACCGAACUCCAAGUUCCCGACAUGCGUACCCCUUUGAUCCCCAAAACCCCAACACAUGUACCUGAAAAUGAACAUGAACAUCAAAAUCAACAAGAGCCCCAGAAGACCCAUCUCUCUCUUGCUGUCUCGGAAGCCAACUGCAUAGCCAGGAUAGCUUUUCCAAUGGUAUUAACAGGUCUGUUACUCUACUUGCGCUCCAUGAUCUCCAUGCUCUUUCUCGGUCAUCUUGGUGAGCUUGCUUUAGCCGGUGGUUCUCUCGCUAUUGGUUUUGCUAACAUCACUGGUUAUUCUGUUCUCUCUGGCCUUGCCAUGGGAAUGGAACCCAUCUGUGGUCAAGCCUUUGGAGCCAAAAGAUUCAAACUUCUUGGCCUUACCAUGCAAAGAACAGUGAUUCUGCUUCUAUUUACUUCAAUUCCCAUUUCUUUUUUAUGGUUCAACAUGAAGAAAAUUUUGACCUUUUGUGGUCAGAAAGAUGAUAUAGCAACCCAAGCUCAAUCUUACAUUCUCUAUUCUCUUCCGGACCUUCUUUCACAAUCUCUUUUACACCCUAUACGAAUAUAUCUCCGAUCACAAUCCAUAACUCUGCCUCUAACAUUCUGUGCAACUCUUUCUAUUCUUCUUCACAUUCCCAUCAACUACUUUCUUGUUUUUGUACUCAAUCUUGGAAUUAAAGGCGUUGCUUUAAGUGGUGUUUGGACCAACUUCAAUCUGGUAGGAUCAUUAAUUGUAUAUAUUAUUAUCUCUAAGGUGUACGAGAAAACUUGGGCUGGAAUUUCAACAGAGUGUUUCAAAGGUUGGAAAUCUCUAUUGAAUUUAGCCAUUCCAAGCUGCAUUUCAGUUUGCUUAGAAUGGUGGUGGUAUGAAAUUAUGAUUUUACUAUGUGGGUUAUUACUCAAUCCUGAAGCAACCGUUGCUUCCAUGGGAGUUCUGAUUCAAACCACGGCUUUGAUCUACAUUUUCCCAUCUUCUUUAAGCUUUGGUGUGUCAACAAGGGUUGGAAAUGAACUUGGUGCCAACAAUCCAAAGAAGGCAAGACUAGCUGCGAUUGUAGGCCUUUCUUUCAGCUUCACGUUGGGAUUUUCAGCAUUGGUUUUUGCUGUAACGGUUAGGAAGGUAUGGGCAAGUAUGUUCACACAAGACACCGAGAUUAUUGCUUUGACAUCUAUGGUUUUGCCCAUUAUUGGACUUUGCGAGCUCGGAAACUGUCCACAAACAACUGGUUGUGGUGUUUUGAGAGGAACAGCUCGGCCUAAAUUGGGUGCUAACAUAAACUUGAGUUGUUUUUACCUUGUGGGAAUGCCAGUUGCAGUGUGGUUGAGUUUUUACGCAGGGUUUGAUUUCAAAGGACUUUGGCUAGGCCUUUUAGCCGCGCAAGGGUCAUGUGUUGUGACCAUGUUGUUUGUCUUGUGUCGAACCGAUUGGGAACGUCAAGCCCAAAGAGCUAAGGAGCUUACUGAAACUACUACCACCAUACACGAUGAUAACCAAGAAGCUGAGAGAUUAAAGGAUAAAACACAGGAUUCUUGUUUCAGUUCUUUGGAUCAUAACGUAGAGAGACAUAAUUCACCGGUUUGAUUUUCUCUUAGGAACUCACAAAUUUUUGUAGUAGCAUUUCUUUCUCCAGUUGUACAUGCCAAAUUUUGUAUUAGUUUAUUGUCACGUUGUAUUUCCUAUAUUUAAAUAUUAAUUGCAUAAAUUUAUUUUA
Quercus lobata is the source of this 2088-nucleotide messenger RNA. Its product is annotated as MATE efflux family protein. The transcript has a single exon. Gene Ontology annotation, biological process: xenobiotic detoxification by transmembrane export across the plasma membrane. The coding region runs from base 315 to 1958 and encodes 547 amino acids. Gene Ontology annotation, cellular component: membrane. The record is from RefSeq and is a predicted model, not a curated record. NCBI's taxonomy places the organism in Eukaryota, Viridiplantae, Streptophyta, Magnoliopsida, Fagales, Fagaceae. Gene Ontology annotation, molecular function: antiporter activity; xenobiotic transmembrane transporter activity.